CGCGAAAUCCAAGCCAACGCCCGCGACGCCGGCUUCCGCCCGUUGGCCUUGACCUUCAGUCGCGACUCUUCUUCGAUCGACACAUGUGGCAGUCGGCGCGCUCCACGAGCCGCGCGUGGACGCUCGUAUGCGACAAGCUCUCGGCGACCGACGAUCUGCUCUCGACGGCGGAGCUCGACGCACUCCUCGCCAAGGUCGCCUCGCUCCCGCUGCCGCCGCCACGCCUACGCUCGGACGACGUCGGCGGCACUUUGGCCGCGCUCGCUACCAAGGUGCCCACCAAGUCGGAGCUACUCGUCGCGGACUUUAUGCUCGUGCUGCGCCACGUCUGCAAGGAAAAACUGCCGCUCCGGCCCGAGCACGUGACCAUCGUGCUGACGUACUGCAUGAACGCACUGCUUCACUGCCCGUCGUGGUACGCGGAGCCGACGCUCUCUGGUAUGGCACUGCUAUUGCGCGACAAUGCCGACAAGUGCCCGUUGCUGCACGAGUCGAUCGUGACGCACCUCGCGGCGUACCUCGACCCGACGAGCGCCGACGUGGGCGCGCGCUUUGCAGCGACGCAGUGCGUGGCGUACCUCCUGCACGCGUCGACCCUCGCGCCCCCACCCGCGUUUGCCCUGCGUCUCUGGACGACGCUGGUCGACAACUUUUUACAGCAGUGCCGCCAGCUCCGCGGCGACGUGCCCGGCGUCCAGUGGACCAUGGACCGCAUGUUGUACAAGACCUGCGCCGCCAGCCUCGAAUGCAUUUUGGCGCUCUUGCCGGCGCGAGAUGCCGACGACCUCGGUCAGCAAAUGCAGUUUGCGCUGCCCAACGUCCUUGCGAGCUUGCGUCAGAUUUUGGGGUGUGGGCUCGUGCUCCAGGGCCCGACGGCUUCGUCGAUCUCGGACUCGGACUCGGAGACACUCAAGCAGGGCAUUGGGCUGAGCGCACGCUUGCGCCACCUUGUCGUGCGCGUGCUGUGCGUCAUUCUCAAGGUGUACCCCUCGAGCAUCACGCCAUCGAUGAGUCUCUACCUGCCCGAGAGUCUGUCGCUGCACAUGGUGCUGUACGACCAGUCGCCGUCGCUGUUGACGCUACUGAUCUCGGACCCGUACGAACUCGUGCGCCUUGAAGCGCUCAAGUGGCUUGAGCUCUUGUGGCCGGCGCUCGAGCUGCGCCGCGACCUCACCCUCGCCAAGGCGCCGACGGCGACGACGUUUCGGUCGCGCUCGGCGACGAUGCUCUUGAUGAUCCACCAAGUGCACAUUGCGUUGCUCCACGCGAUGCGCGUCGAGCCCGACAUGGCGACGUUGGUUCAAAUCCUCAAGACGCUGACGCUGCUCGUGCAACAAGUACCGUACGGCCACGUGCUGCAGGAGCUCGCAAGCGCAACACCGCCGCUCGCCUCGGUCCUGCAAGCCAUGCUCGUCCAUGUCCACGCGCUCCUCUUUGCCUCGGACCACUCGAUUCGCGUCGCUGCACUGGCCUGCAUGUCGAGUCUCUUGAGCACAAGCGAGCCGUGUGCUGUAAUCUUGCGCUGGCUCGAAGGCGACCUGCUCCCGCUGACACUGCCGACGUGGUCUGCCAAGCGAACGCCAUGGACGGCCGCCCGCAAGACGCCGUUUUUGGUCGAGAUGCUGGUGCAGGCCACAGCCAACGAGCCCCUUGCCGUGUCAUUUCACCGUCUGGACGCCAUGGCGCUGCUCUCCAAGGUGGCCAAGAACUAUGCGCCCGCAUUGAGCCGCCAUUGGCCGCGCUUGGCGGACUUUUUGUUGGUUGCGUUUCGCGACGUUGACCAAAACGUGCGCCUCCAAGCCGUCAAGAUUUUGGAGAACUACAUCAAAGGCGACACGGCCAACAACCACUACCUGCCGUUUCUAUCGACGCAUGUGGUGCGCGCGUUCCAGGACCCGUCGCAUCAUGUCCGCGCCAGUGUCUGCGCGUGUUUUACGCUGCUGCGCGAAGCCGACUGGGCGACACUGUCGCUGGCGCCGCUGACGAAAACGUUUCUUGCGACGCCCCUCGACGCGUCGGCGGUCGUCCGCGCCGCGGGCUUUCGUCUCCUUGGCGCACUCGUCUUGCUUCCCAUCUUCAAGACGCCCAGCUUUGUGUCGCAGGUGGUGCGGCUAGGCAUGCGCCUCGCGACCGACUCGACGCUCAACGUGCGCGUCCGCGUCGUGUGGGCCAUUGGCAAUGCGUGCACGACGCCCGGCCCCGACUCGACUGAAGCCCAAGACAUGCCCUGGCUCAUCAUGCUGCUCGAGCCGGCGCUUGUCUGCCACGUGCUCGAAUGCAUGCUCACGAUGCUCGAUGACAAUGACAAGGUCGUGUCGAGUGUUGUCCGAACCAUGGGUCUCGUCGCGCGCUGGCUGUGUGCGUCGCCGUACCUCUCGCAAGUCGCGCAGCGGAACGUGGCCGUGGCGCCAAGCCGACUGCUCGCGACCGCCAUGGAGAGCUUGGCGCGCAAGAUUGGCGACGGGGCGCCCAAGGUGCGUUGGAACUCGUGCCACGCGCUCGCCAAGAUCUUUCAGAGUCCCGAGCUGCCCGUGGCGUCAGCGCCGUGGACGCCGACCGUGUUUGCGGCGCUCCUCGGGGCCAUCCAGCAGCAAGACAACUUCAAGGUGCGGAUCAGCGCAACAAUGGCGCUCCGCGUCUCACUCACGCGCGUCUCGUACGGAGUGUUUUACGAGCCCAUUGUGCUUGCGGUCGUCGACACGCUGGACGCGGCUGUGGAGCUCAAGGACAUAUCCGAGUUCAAGUACAAGGAGCAGCUCGAGCUCCAGUUGUCGUUUACCUUGCUGCACUUGGUGGGCGUCGCGCAGUCGCCGGCCGACGAGGCGCUGCUGGGCCGUAUCUUUUCGCGCCAGUACAAGAAUUUUGUGUACGACUGGCUCUACCACCACCAGCACAAGAUGUAUGCGGCCAUUUUCGGCGACGAAGGCGAGGCCAGUGGACCGCUGGACGAUGGCCAUGAAGUCAACCCGCUGAGCUGCACGGCGGUCGUGCACGCGUGCGACGUGCUCUACCGCGUCGUCCGCGACCACUGCCCGCACACGUCGGCGUGCCUCGGGCAAAUCGCUGAAGUCAAGCUCAUUUUUGAGAUGGAUCUCAACCACCUCGACGGGUUUGAGUUUUGAGGUUGGCUUAACACGAAAAUUUGCGUCAUCGGCCUACAA
This is a messenger RNA of Saprolegnia diclina VS20, 3161 nucleotides long. RefSeq lists its product as hypothetical. The record is from RefSeq and is a predicted model, not a curated record. The coding region runs from base 84 to 3122 and encodes 1012 amino acids. NCBI's taxonomy places the organism in Eukaryota, Oomycota, Saprolegniomycetes, Saprolegniales, Saprolegniaceae. The transcript is spliced from 14 exons.